UUGCAGCCGAUCUUCUUUCACCACUGAGCAUCGCCAUGAUGCGCGGCCGCAUGGUGGGAGUUGUGCUCGCGAGCCUUCUGGUCUGUUGCCUCGUAGUGUUGUACAUUGCGACGUUCAUCUCGUCAGUGUCACCUACACCUUCACCAUCACCGACGCCAACGGUGCCCUCCAUGGCGUUCCACGUUGUUCAGUACAACAUCUUUGGUCGCCCGUACGCAGUGUCGAAGGACGGACAGGAUGAGCGAUUGCACCACAUCCCGGCGUCCAUCAUUCACAACGUGUGUCCCAUGGCCACGUGUGGAGGAGUUGACGUGGUGACAUUUGCCGAAGCUGACAUCGAUUCCGAGCGUGCGCACAUGCUUGCUGCAUUUAACGACCUUGAUUUUCGCCACCACACAACAGUCAUCAGCGAUACAGAUCCGUUCACCAGUUUAAUCAACGGUGGAGUUCUCAUCGUGUCCAAGUGGCCCAUACUUCGCGAAGCGCAGCACAUCUACCGCAAUGCAUGCCACUACUCGGACUGCCUCGCCGCCAAAGGCGUCAAAUACGCUCGAAUCAACAAGACCGUCGGAAACACGUCCAAGGCGUUCAAUGUGUUUGCUACUCACAUGCAGGCCUGGUCGACACCGCUGGGCCGCGCCGACCGUGUCAAGCAGGCGUCCCAGUUUCACGAGUUUGUCGAGGCGCUGGAGAUUCCUCACACCGAGCCGCUCAUUUUCGCCGGAGAUUUCAACGUGGACAACCAUUCGUUUGCCGACGAAGUCUCGCACCUCAUCCAGUUGCUCCAUGCCACUGCGCCCGCACUUGUCGGGGCCCAACAGUACACGAGCGACCCACGAACCAACUUGUUGGUCGGGCGAGAUGGCGCAGCGGCAGCCGAAGGAUGCGUCCAGCAGUACAUUGACAGCUGGGGGCCGCUUCAUAACCACACGUACAUGCCAUCGCACCUCACUCGCGUUCCUUGUCACAAUCUGGCCGCCUCCGCCGCGCACAGCCGCUUGUCGCCUCCACUUCUUGAGGUCACGCCUGCGUCUGCCAGCGCUGCCACAGCAGCAUCGUCGACUUCGUCGACAACCGUCUACCUUUCAGAAUCUAGCUUGUGCUAUUGUCCGUGUUGUCCAUUAGAGUGGCUCGAUUACGUUCUUUACGCCCAAGCUCCGUAUGAACAACCGGUGGUGCCACCGUCCGUGGAAGCUGUCGUGCUUCAGACUCCGCCUGCACAAUCUCUGGCCGUCGAGUGGAGCUCGCCCCACGAGAAGGGCACGUCGCUUCUGCUUCGAGACUACUCGGACCACUACCCAGUCCUUGGCAAGUUUGAGUUCCCCAUCCAUGAUUCUCAACCCGUUUUCCACCUCGACGGGUGCUCCACCGACGACGACUGUCAUUUCCAUUCGUUUCGAUGCUACUGCGAAGGCGCCGGGUGCUUUUUCCAUGGCCGCCACACGUCUGGCAGCGAUCUACCAUCCACCCAUCCCGUGAACAAGAACUGUUUGAUGCUGAAAACCCGACUCGAAUGUGUGUGUGGGCCGACGUAAUGCGAUCCUAAGAACAAAGAAGUGCUCUCUCCAGUACAUAAUGCGUCGAGAGGAUGGCAAGUUGCGCGGGGCCACCACGUAGCUCGCUAGCGAAGAAGGCCAGAGCAUUGUUGACAACAAACGCUCGCGCACUGUCUCCGCCUUCCGUUGAGCGCGACCACGUCGUGUCCGCGCCUGGAAGGUGUUGCUGGCAUCACGAGCCAUCAAGACAGCGCAACUCGCACCACUGCGAAGCUAAAGUCGAUCGAGAGGGGUGGAUGGCACGAAUCUAUAAG
Molecule: messenger RNA, 1810 nt
Organism: Aphanomyces invadans
Lineage: Eukaryota; Oomycota; Saprolegniomycetes; Saprolegniales; Verrucalvaceae
Exons: 9
Coding region: 36-1535 (499 amino acids)
Cellular component (GO): extracellular region
Molecular function (GO): sphingomyelin phosphodiesterase activity
Source: RefSeq, a predicted model, not a curated record